Messenger RNA from Lolium rigidum, 680 nucleotides. Its product is annotated as SART-1 family protein DOT2. The record is from RefSeq and is a predicted model, not a curated record. Lineage: Eukaryota; Viridiplantae; Streptophyta; Magnoliopsida; Poales; Poaceae. Gene Ontology annotation, cellular component: U4/U6 x U5 tri-snRNP complex. The transcript is spliced from 3 exons. The annotation marks the transcript as partial. Gene Ontology annotation, biological process: mRNA cis splicing, via spliceosome; maturation of 5S rRNA.
CGCAAGCUGGAGGGUCGAGAUGUGUUUCCGGUUUUAGAUGGAGAUGCUGCAUCGAAAAUUACACUAGCAACGGAUGACGUGAGCAGGUUGGCGGUGAUCAAAGAGGCAGCCGUCAUUGGAGAGCAAGUAGAGAAGGAUGGAGGAGAGGAGGGAGCAGUCAAACCGGAUGAUGUUCUACGUGAGGCUGCAGUUGGCAAGGGUUUGGCUGGUGCUUUGAGGCUUCUUCAGGACAGGGGGACGCUUAAUGAGGGUGGUGAUAAAACCGUUGACAAGAAGAAAAGCAAGCCUGUUGGUAGUAUCAAGGAUGGACCAAAAGAGAUUCGCAUAGAGAGAAUUGAUGAGUUUGGUCGAGUGAUGACAAUGAAGGAGGCGUUUCGGGAGCUUUCACACAAAUUCCAUGGCAAGGGCCCGGGCAAAACGAAGCAGGAAAAACGGCAGAGGAAGUACCAGGAUGAGCUGAAAACCAAGCGGAUGAAAUCCUCCGACACACCCUUAAUGUCUGCGGAAAAAAUGAGAGAGGCUCAAGCUCGCAGCAAGACGCCAUACCUUGUUCUGAGAGGCAGCGCAAAAUCAACUCCAAGAGGAUAGACCAGUGGCUUCCCUACCGGUGCCGGGGAGUGCAGAAAGAGCUGUCUGACUCUGACCUGCUCUACUGUGGAGCGCUGAAAGGACACCCUCAG